Messenger RNA from Prorocentrum cordatum, 282 nucleotides. NCBI's taxonomy places the organism in Eukaryota, Dinophyceae, Prorocentrales, Prorocentraceae. The record is from the annotation of a GenBank genome assembly.
GGAGUGUUGAGUGACAAGAUGUGGCCAGAGGAAGGCAUCAUAGCGGGCUCUGCCACGGCUACGUUUGAGGCGAAGGCCUACCUCAUUCGUUUAGUCCAGGAUCCUGAGAUUCUAGGCGCUUGGCAGGCUCAGGAGUCUGUCGGCACGACGGUCCACGUAGACGACAUGGGGCUUUUCUCGUGGAGCACCCUCAUAGAGGAUUGUGUCACCAACAUGGUCGAGCUCGCCACUCGCAUGUACCAGGGUCUGGAGAAGCUCAACCUCUCCCUUGCCCUCCAGAAG